Molecule: messenger RNA, 2265 nt
Organism: Dreissena polymorpha
Lineage: Eukaryota; Metazoa; Mollusca; Bivalvia; Myida; Dreissenidae
Product: procathepsin L-like
Exons: 9
Coding region: 105-1127 (340 amino acids)
Cellular component (GO): lysosome
Molecular function (GO): cysteine-type endopeptidase activity
Source: RefSeq, a predicted model, not a curated record
UUUUAAUUAAAAAGAUACAGACCCGGAUCUGCUCGUAUAUAAAUCUCUGAGCCGAAAUUAUUAGAGCAUUAUUCUGGAUACGUGUCAUUGUGCAUACGAACGUGAUGCAAGUUUUUAUUGUCGCCUCGAUAUGUCUUGCUGGCGCCUGUGCAAUGAUGUCUUGGGAAAUUCCCGAUGAUGUCAUGAGCCAUGUGACUGACGAGAUGGAUUUAGAUUGGAUAGAAUACAAGAAGGCGCACAACAAGACAUACGAAUCCGCUAAGGAGGAGGUUGUCAGACGGCUUUACUGGAAGGACACUUUGCGGUUCAUUCGAGACCACAACCUGCGCUAUGACAGGGGAGAGGUGACGUACACAGUAGGAGAGAAUCAGUUCGCAGACAUGGCGGAAGACGAGUUCGAGAAGACAAUGCUCCGGGAUCUCAUCGUGCCCGAGGAGGGAGCGGAAGUCUACCCGGAAGCUCUGACAGAACCAGACCCUAAUGCCUCUCCAAUAGAUUGGAGACAGAAAGGGGUGGUGACACCCGUCAAAAAUCAGGGCGGUUGUGGCUCGUGCUGGGCAUUCUCCGCCCUUGGUUCACUGGAGGCGAUUAUAUUUAAAAAAAGUGGGAAGACAACCGAUUUGUCCGAGCAGGAUCUCGUGGACUGUACAAAGGGAGGAUACGGCAACUACGGCUGCAGAGGAGGCUGGAUGACCAACGCAUUCAACUACAUCCGUCGUAGGGGAGUUAGUACCGAGAAGUGUUAUCCGUAUUCUGGUCAAGACGGCAGAUGUAGGUACCGAAGACGCAUUGGUGCCUCCAUUCGAGGGUACCGGAACGUUGGAAAGUCCGAGCAUUCCCUGGCCAGUGCCUUAUCUCGUGUAGGACCAAUCGCAGUGGCCGCUGACUGCAGCGAUCGAGGCUUCUCGUUAUUCAAGUGCGGGAUUUAUUACAACCCGAACUGUCAAGCGAACCGUCCAAAUCAUGCCAUGGUUCUUGUUGGGUACGUGUACAGCACAGCUGGAAACUACUGGAUCAUUAAAAACAGUUGGGGAACCACGUGGGGUGACAAGGGAUACGUCUACAUGGCCAAGGACAAGGGCGACAACUGUGGGCUGAGAAACUUUGCAAGCUACCCGACACUAUAAAUGGUCGAGUCAGCUACAACAAGCUAUAAACUGUACAUUCAUAUAUAGUCCGUUUUCUUCUCAACUAUCAUUUUUUUAUGACGAAUUUUGUUUAUCUGGUGAAACAUUCAUUAUGUAAUGUAUGUUAUAUAAGCAUGGUUUCCUACAAUCAGUAUUAUUUUCCUGCCUGUUACUGCACGGCGAACAACGAGUGGUAAUACGCUCGUCACACUAAUAAAACUGUCGCGGGUUCAAGUAUCAAGUACCAAUAUUAAAACUUGUUUAAUGGAACAAUGGACUAUUAUUAAUUGUGUUUGUCUUUUCUAUAAAACUUUUAAAAAAAUGUAAUUAUAUGGUUUGUUUUUUUUACUUUUCUGUACGUGUAAGAUUUACCAAUAAAAACUAUUACUACAAACGUAACCAUUAUUUUAGUUUACGUCGGUCACAUCCGCUGCUGUAAAUCUACCAUUUUUACAUAAUAAGCAUAAUGAUGAAUAUUCAUUUUUUAUAAUAUUUAAUUGUUAUUAAAUGUUUGAAACUUAUUUAUGUUUCGUUACGAAACAAAACCAUUCGCUGAAAAGCAAACUGCUUUCUAUUCAAAGCAUUUGGCCAGUGCAACCGACGAAUUAUGUGACAAGGAAUGAACAUGCCAUUUUUGUCUAUCAAUCACCUUUGACACGGGAGAGUGCUUCGACGAGUACAAUUGUCAAAAUUAGCCAGUCAACCACAGUGGAAUAAAGCGUUCUUUGACAGUUAAAAUAAAAAUGACUAUCGGCUACGCGAAUAAAACAGUCAACUAAGCUAUAAGUACACUCCCAGCAAUUUCACUCUAUAAAUAUGCACUUUAUUUUGUUUUGCUUCCAUAACCAACGUGGACAUUUUAAAGAAGUACCCUAUUGUAUAUUCAUAUACACAAGGGAAACACACCAUGGUAUAAACAAAAGCAAAACAUUCGUCCACAAAAGCAAAAUUAUACAAAAUUGUAUAACACCAGCCAAGGCAUUUAAAAUAGUUGUUUUAGUUAUUGUGGAAAGCUCCUAACUAAAUUGGACAGUUGUAUCUCUAAUAGAUAUAUUUAAAGAAUAUAGAGUAAUUUUCGUUAAGUGGCAAUAAUGCGUUGCGGUAUAAUAAUCAUAUGUAUUAAAAUGUUUUAUGCAAA